Molecule: messenger RNA, 1998 nt
Organism: Pochonia chlamydosporia 170
Lineage: Eukaryota; Fungi; Ascomycota; Sordariomycetes; Hypocreales; Clavicipitaceae
Product: C6 zinc finger domain-containing protein
Exons: 3
Coding region: 1-1998 (665 amino acids)
Biological process (GO): regulation of DNA-templated transcription
Molecular function (GO): DNA-binding transcription factor activity, RNA polymerase II-specific; acetyltransferase activity; zinc ion binding
Source: RefSeq, a predicted model, not a curated record
AUGUCUGCAUUCACAGCUUUGAACGGCGGCUCUCCCAAGGCAAAUGAAGUGCCUGUCGAGAGCUCAGAAAGAACAUUUUCUGGGGAUGAACGAGCUCAAGCACCAGGAAAAUCUUACGGCCGUAGGUCGCCAGAGGCCAAUGCCAGUCGCAAUGACACUUGGCAGGGAAAAACUACCGAUCGUCAACCCUAUCCAACCGUACACUAUCCAGAGGGCGAAGGACCGAACAAGCGCAAGCGAUCCAAUUCUGCCGAGCUAAGACGUGACAGCACAGCCCAGGAGCGCACUCCGGAUGGGACGCCCGGAGGACACCGCAAUGAUGCCCGCGAGGCGUAUGGUACGCCGCAACGAGAAAGCAGGCACUAUGGUGACGACCAGAGAGAGAAGGAAUCCUCAUGGAGGAGUCAACAAAAAUCACGGGAAGAAAGAAAUGGAUAUGAUUCACAACAGAAUUCAGCUACAUCCCCAAGAGGACAAACCGAGGAACAGAUUGGCGACGCUCUCAGAAGGGCCACUGGCCAUAUGGACCACAGUGACUAUGGAAACAACAGCCCUGAUGCCGAAGAUCGAUCCGGGGUUGCCUAUGGCAGCCCCUAUGGAACUGAACACAGAUCCGAUUCCAUUAUUCAACAUGACCCUAAAAAGCGAAAGAGAAAUUUCAGCAACCGGACCAAGACAGGCUGUUUGACAUGUCGCAAACGAAAGAAAAAAUGCGACGAGCAAAAGCCUGAAUGCAUCAAUUGUAUUCGUGGAGGAUUUCUUUGUGCCGGAUACCCACCGCAGCGGGGAGCCGGAUGGUCAAAGCAGGAUGCAAAAGCACCAGCGGUACCCCUCGAAUCAAAGGAUCCUUCGUAUGUUCCUCCUGGAGCAUACGGCAUGCCACAGCAUAGCACAUACGGACCGCAACCAGUGAAAAGGGAACCGCUACCCCAUUAUCGCGGCCAGAUCCUUCGCAUAGACCCCCCACAAGGCCGGCCUCUGGUCGUCACGGAUGAUGACCGACCAACAGCAUCAACAAUAUCAACAAUGACAAGCGCGUCUGCUACAAGUCCAGAGAAUAAAUUAUCCGCCAUUCCUUACACUCCUGGCAAUGUUUUCCCUACUCCAGUCAGCGCCAAUACUCAACCUCCCCCAUUUGGAGAAAGGAUGUCGAAAGAUUACCAAAGAGUGCCUCCUCUGCAUGACCUCAGCAGAGGAAAUGAGCCCGAGACACCACACCCCGGGAAUCACCUACCCCAAAUCAAUAUUUUGCAUCCAACCCGUACGAGCAGUCCAACACCGCAUACCCAGACAUCAUCGUCAAAUGCUCAAGUUGCAGCGCAGUUGGCCUUGUCUCACUCCCAAUAUCCCCAGAGGAGAACGCAGAAGGAGGAAAUGCUAUCUGGCCGCAACUUUUAUCCUUUUGAUAAAGAGCUGUGCUUAGAACGGGAACGCUGUGCUGCUGCAUGUUGGCGAUUCAACAACUUGACUACACCACCUACGAACGGAGUGUCUCCUGACGAACGUGCCCGCUUGUUUUUGGAAAUCCUGCAGCCCCGAGACCCUGUGCGAGUUUCCCCUACGGAGGCAUCUCCUGUCACCAACGUGGGCCGUGUCGGCCGGCAUGUCGCCGUUGAGACGCCAUUCACCUGUGACUAUGGCUACAAUAUCUCUAUUGGUCACCAUGUGGUCAUUGGGCGAAAUUGUACCAUUAACGAUGUUUGUGAGGUGAAGAUCGGGGACAAUUGUGUGAUUGGACCCAACGUCAGUGUUUUUACCACGUCGCUACCCAUUGACCCUAAGAAACGUCAAGGCGGCCAGGGCCCUCAAUUUGGACGAGGCAUUACAAUUGAGCAAGACUGCUGGAUAGGAGGCGGUGCCAUCAUUUUACCCGGCCGAACCAUUGGCAAGGGCAGUACCGUGGGAGCCGGAUCUAUCGUUACCAAGGAUGUGCCACCGUUCACUGUUGUUGCUGGCAACCCGGCUCGUGUUCUACGAGGAAUCGGCAUAGCGCCAUAG